UGUACUUUUGCAUUUUCUCCGUUAGAAAUGACUUAUUUUUCCACUAAUUUCCCAAUUUUGGUUUUUCAGCUUGGAUGCUUGGUUGGUUCAUGUGCAAAAGUGUCUCCUACUUGCAGGGAGUGUCGGUCAGUGCCUCUAUCAACACUUUGGUCGCCAUUUCGAUAGACAGAUUUGUGGCCAUCUGCUACCCGCUAAAAUGCCAAAUGACCACCAGGAGUGCUAGAAGGAUCAUCGUGGUCAUCUGGGUCUUCUCCCUUCUCAUCACCCUGCCAUGGGCAAUGUAUUUUCAUCUGGAACCUAUCGACCCUUCUACACCGGAAAUCACCCUCUGCAUGGAAAGUUGGCCACAAGAAGAAUCGCAGACACUUUAUUUCUUGGUUGCAAACUUAGGUCUUUGUUAUCUUCUGCCACUUUGCAUCAUAUCUAUGUGUUAUAUCGGUAUUUGGAUUAAAGUCUGCAGAAGAAGCAUCCCCGGCGAGACCAAAGGUACAAAUGCAGAUCUCAUGAGGCAAAGAUCAAAGUUGAAAGUAGUAAAGAUGAUGGUGGUCGUCGUGGUGCUUUUCGUCAUAUCCUGGCUUCCCCUCUACGUCAUUUUCACUAUGAUCAAACUAGGAGGACCCGUUGAAGCGGACAGCCAGAAGGAAAAGACCAUUAUGAUUGUAGCUCCCAUUGCACAGUGGCUGGGAGCAUCCAACAGCUGUAUCAAUCCCGUUCUCUACACAUUUUUUAACAAGAAAUUUAGAAAAGGAUUCUUGGCAAUCAUCAAGAGCCGCUCCUGCUGUGGAACACUUCGCUACGAGGCUGCAACAAAGGGGACCAGAAGCACUGUUUUGAGAAGUACCUUCAAAUCGCGUUGCGAUACACAGUGCGAAUAUGUAACAACAGCUAAAGUUUAAAACUGCAUUUAAUGAAAUAUGUUUUUUAUCCUACAACACGAACUUUUUUGCCUUGAUGUACACCUGCCUGGACGUUAUUUGAAUCUUGCAAAUUAUUUCAUAUAAUUAAAGUAGUAACUGUUGUCAACCGGAAGCAUUAAGCUUUAAUUUUAAGCAAUGUUUUACACGGAUGGGUUAAUAAAUAGAGAAAUUAAAUAAAUCCGAUACACAAGGGUCUCCAAAAUUCCGUUUCUUGGAUAUAGACUAAGACUGUUCCAUUAAUUUUUGUUUGUUUUAAUCUUAAACAUUAGAUUGAUUUGCUUAACCCUUUCGGACCUCCUGGGGGCGUUUUCUACCUUUAUAAUGUAAAGGUCUGUUUUAUCGGUAAUUUCUAAGCUCUCUCUUCAUGAAGUAAGGUGAACCAUCCAUAAAUACGCCUUCUAACUCAUUUAAUAAAAAACUUUUCUAAAACCUCAUUCUGGCAGGAAAUAAAUAAUAAAUGCGAAAUGAGAAUGGAGCGUAAAGCAUGUUUAAAAUUAAAAUGACUGUUAGGAACUUAAAAUAACCUCUACAGAUACGUUGCAAGGCACUUUUUCUAACGCCAAGAAAAAUAUCACUUUUUUUUUUUUUUUUUUUUUUUUUUUGCGAGUCUCAAAUCAUUCAGGGCUGAAAGGGUUUAUACGACAAUAAAUUCGUAAUAAAUAAAUAAGAUCAAAAUGUUUCAUGGUUAUGUCUCUGAGUAUUCUGCUUAACUCAGUUCUUUUCAAGUGCUAAAAAAUCAGUCAAAAAUUCGAAUGUGUUUAAAGUUUUACAAAAAAAUUACUGAAUUAUUUUUGUACCAUAAAUAAAUUUUAAGCUAAUUUUCCGUAAUUUAGAAAAUUCUUUUAAUUUAAAGCAAGGCAUUUGCAUUUAAUGUUCAAAUAUUUCAUGAUUUUAAUGUAAGUUUAAUAAACCUUUUCCUCACAUACCUAUUCAUUCAUUGUCUUGGCAAAUCAAUUUAAAAUCCCCUCUUACUCCGAUUGCUAAACAUCAUGAUGAUAUAAAGAAACAAAGAUGCAGUAUUUAAUAUGCAUAUGUAAUACAUAUACACAUGCAUUACAUAUACACAUUAUUGUGCAUUAUACCUCGUUUGAGCAAAUGUUAAUUAUGUUUCUGUAAAUAAAGUAGAUUUGACUCAUGCAGUACUUAAGGUGCAUAUAUACAGAUUUACAUGUACGUAUAUUAAUGUGUAUAUAUAAUACAUAUAACCAUUAAUACACGUAAUUCAUACACACAUUAAUACGCAAACACGUACAUCUGCAUACAUACAUCUUAAAUACUGCAUGAGCCAAAUCCACUUUAUUUACAGAAGCGUAAUUAACGUUUAAUCAAGGGAGGUAUAAUACCAUAUUCGAUGGUUUCAAACAAAACUGAAAUUAACUUUCAAUGUUUAGUUCUAAAUUCCUUAAGUAUAGUUGUUUUGUAAAAAUUUCAUGUUAUUAAAUAUCUGUAUGUACUUCAAUGUAUAAUUAUUGUGUAAAAUUUGAUGUAUGAUAUGCAUAGGUAUGAUAUACGAACCAAGGUAUGAUGGUAAAAGUAGCAUUUAUAUUUAUGAAUUUUAUUCUCAAAUUUGAUGUGUGCACAAAUAUACUGUAUUCGCCAAUUAAAGUUAUUUCUGUGUGUCUGUAUGUGCUUGCAUGCAUUUUUGGGUGUUAUUAACUGUACUUAACAUGGAAAAUAAAUUCUACAUUUAAUAUGA
Messenger RNA from Stegodyphus dumicola, 2613 nucleotides. RefSeq names its product neuropeptide SIFamide receptor-like. Gene Ontology annotation, biological process: G protein-coupled receptor signaling pathway; cellular response to hormone stimulus. Gene Ontology annotation, molecular function: neuropeptide Y receptor activity; peptide binding. The record is from RefSeq and is a predicted model, not a curated record. Gene Ontology annotation, cellular component: plasma membrane. NCBI's taxonomy places the organism in Eukaryota, Metazoa, Arthropoda, Arachnida, Araneae, Eresidae.